AGAAGAAGUGCUGAGAGGGACUCUCUCUUGCGCAGAUCCCCUCCGUGUCCUGGCAGGACGUUGGUGGGCUCCAAGAGGUGAAGAAGGAGAUCCUGGACACUAUCCAGUUGCCCCUGGAUCAUCCAGAGCUGCUGUCGCUGGGUCUGUGUCGUUCUGGCCUGCUGCUUUAUGGCCCUCCUGGGACAGGGAAGACCUUACUGGCAAAGGCCGUGGCAACCACGUGCACCAUGACCUUCCUCAGCGUGAAAGGGCCAGAGCUCAUCAACAUGUAUGUUGGGCAAAGUGAGGAGAACGUGCGCAACGUGUUUGCCAGAGCCCGAGCAGCUGCUCCCUGCAUCAUCUUCUUUGAUGAACUGGAUUCCCUGGCCCCAAAUCGUGGGCAGAGUGGAGAUUCAGGGGGUGUUAUGGACAGAGUUGUCUCCCAGCUCCUGGCUGAGCUUGACGGACUUCAUUCCACCAGAGGGGUGUUUGUCAUCGGAGCUACAAACAGGCCCGACCUCCUGGACCCGUCGCUGCUCCGGCCGGGGAGAUUUGACAAGUUGGUCUAUGUGGGCAUCAAUGAAGACCGGGAGUCGCAGCUGCAGGUGCUGAGUGCUGUCACCAGGAAGUUUAAACUGGAUCCUUCCGUGAGUCUCCCCAGCAUCCUAGAAAAAUGCCCUGCUCGGCUGACAGGAGCAGACAUCUAUGCGCUGUGCUCGGAUGCCAUGAUGAGCGCUGUCAAGCGCAAGGUGGAGUGGAUUGAGGAAGGGCUGGAUACAGAGAGUUCUGCUCUGGUGCUGACCAUGGAGGACUUCCUGCAGGCUGCUGCAAGGCUGCAGCCUUCGGUCUCUGAGCAGGAGCUGCUCAGGUACAGAUUCAUCCAGCAGAAGUUUGCUGCCUGCUAAGCCCCAGCAGAGCUAAGAG
Molecule: messenger RNA, 903 nt
Organism: Tinamus guttatus (white-throated tinamou)
Lineage: Eukaryota; Metazoa; Chordata; Aves; Tinamiformes; Tinamidae
Source: RefSeq, a predicted model, not a curated record